AUGGGCGCCGUUUCAAUUUUGUUCUCUAGCUUCGUUUGCGCGGCUGUUUCAUUUGAGACUAACCUAUCAUCAAUAAUGUCUGCGGAUUUUGUGGCGUGUUCUAAUAAUGUCGAUUCACACGAUUCUGUUCCCGAAACUGACACAGAAAUUGCAGAAGCAGAUUUAGAAGAAAAACAACGACUAAUUAGUCAAAUUUUAGAACUUCAGCAUACGCUUGAAGAUUUGUCAACACGUGUAGAUGCUGUGAAAGAGGAGAAUCUGAAACUACGCUCAGAAAAUCAGAUAUUAGGCCAGUAUAUUGAAAAUAUGAUGGCUAAUUCAUCAGUUUUCCAGUCGACUUCACCACUGUCCGAUGGGAACAGAUCACGUACAAAUAAAAAGUUAAGAGAUGACUAAGUGAAAUGUGGAAAAAAGAAAUCCAGAUUAAUCAGAAAACUUUAAAAGUUUAUACAUACAUCACAUUACUUCUGCAGUCAGUAUUAUUUAAUAAUUUAAUAAUAUUUGUUUCAUAUUUUGCUUGUCUGCUAUACCUGUUGGGAAUUUCAGCAGCCAGUCAGUAUACAAGGCAUCAAAGCCUGCAAUAAUAAUAAUAAUAAUAAUAAUAAUAAUAUGACGUUAUUUUGACUAUGCUGUUGCUUGAUUUCAGCUGUCAUUAUUCAUAUUCUUAGUCUUUUUUUGGAAGAUAAUAAUCUCGCUUUGCUUCUUUCUUUUUUCUUUUUUUGAAAUUAUGUAUAAACUUGAUCUAUAGUGAUAUUUUGAAGGGUUAUGUUGUGUCACAUCUAUUCACAUUAACGCUAACUUACACCUAAUUACUCCUUUGUAUUGUGAUCGUGGCAUUUUUCUCAUUUUGGAUGAAUGCUAACGUUUCUUUUGUUUAUUUUUUGUUCUCAUGAAAUAGGCGUAUGUGUACUUGCAUUUAAAUGUUGACGAGUAAUAAUGUGCGGCAUUAAUCUUAUAUACAUAUGCUUUGUAAACCAGUAUAUUUGUUAACUCACAGGUUACCAGUCUCUUAUAUUUCAUUUUUUUUUAAAAAAUUAAACAGAAUAUAUUUAUACUGAUUUCUCUCUAUCUCUCUGACAUCGUGCUUGCUUUUGUGGUUGAUCAUGGAGUUUGGUAUUUGAAUUGUAAAUGGUUGGACA
Molecule: messenger RNA, 1139 nt
Organism: Trichobilharzia szidati
Lineage: Eukaryota; Metazoa; Platyhelminthes; Trematoda; Strigeidida; Schistosomatidae
Source: the annotation of a GenBank genome assembly